AAAUGAGGAAUCUUGAGCUUUUUAUAAACUGUUUGCGUGCGGUGGGCAACAAAUCGCGCGAGAUCUUGACUGGACUCGGUAGAUCACAUUUUGGGCCAUCAACCAUCUUGCACCAUGUCGUCGUCGUCGUCGUCGUCUUCGUCCAUUGCAUCACUCCUCACACCCCUCACGGCAAACCUCCACAUUCCACCCACCCUCCACCACCUCAAAACAUUCAUUCCAUCAAGCACCCGCGGAGACCUCACCCGAAUCUUUCACUAGUGGUGCAUAUCCCACUACGCCCGCACAAACACCACAGACGCAUUCUCGACAUGCAUCCCAAAAAACCUAGUUCAAACGCAUCCCGCCGUCAACGAGAUUUAUGUAUUGACAUUAUCGGCCAGUCUUGCUCACGAGGGACUCACAAAAGUAUUCUUCAAGCUCCUCGUAGAAGGCCCUCCGAAAUUCAUUUGGCUCGUACCUUACGCACUCUCAACAACCGAGACGUUGAUUGCAUUUCAUACGUACAUGAUGGAAUCCUACAACAAACGAAAUACUAUUUUGGAAAACCUUGAUAAAGCAUUUGUUUUGGGACCACUGGAUACGCUGUUAAAUCAUAUAUUCAGUUACCUCCUGACGAGGUGGUCGCCAAAAGUUUUGGAGAGUUUGAAAGAGUGUUUGGAUGUGUAUGCGGCUAGGAGGGAAAAGUAUGUGGUGGGGUACUUGGUGACGCUCACGGUGAUUUGCCCCACGUUUCUUGAGCAAUUUGGAAAUGAAUUGGUGGAGAUGGUUGGGAUGUAUGUUGAAGGUAUGUGCGGGGGUGGGCAAGUAAAGGGUGCUGGUCCACCCGCAUUCCUCGACGACAUCCUCCCCCCCUACAUCCACUACCUCCUCACCAAACACCCAACCCUCACACCUCCCAUCACUCUCCUUCUCUCCCGAGCAUCUAAUUCCCCCUCUUCCUCACCCCUGGCCCAAACCCUCCUCUACAACACUCUCCAAACCAUUCUAAAAGACCUAACCCAAAACGGCGCAUCCCCCCUUCUCCCCGCUUUUCGCACCCAUUUCACCCGUCUAACCCAAUCAGCAUCCCAAAACUAUCUCUGCGAAGCAUUAUGGAUCCUGUGCAUCAUAACAUUUGGGCACGAAGCGAUUAUACGGGACGCUCACCUCCUUACACCCUCCCUGUUGGGAUUACUUGAUGAGACAAACCUCUUGAAUCAGACAAUAACGUCGGUUCUUGUCUCACUUGACACAUACCCUCCCAAAACACGUACACACAUUCUCGAAUCCCUUCGCCGCUUUACGCACGUCCUACGUCCCAAUUACCGUUUACUUGAACCACAUGUUCGCGACCCAGUUACGCGACACGCGGCAUUGGCAUUGUGGGUCGGUGGGCCGGCGGAGGUGAUUGAGACGGUGUUGGGCAUUUGGAUGCAAGUACGUGAGGAACGAGGGAUUUGUGAAGAAGUUGUAAAGAGUAUGGAGGGUGAGAAAGUUGUGUACGGGGUUUUGGAGUGGGUUCGACGGGCGGAGUUGACGAGUGAGGAGUGGAGUGUGUUGGCGGGUUUGGCAGGUCCAUCGCAUCGACCGCUCUUGGCUCGCCUUUUUUCCAAAUCCCUCACACAUCACCCUCCGACGCCCCUUGGAUGCUACACCCUCCCAGCCAUGCCAACCACCCCUCGCGACAAGACCCUCGUCCACAUUUUUCAAACACAUAGAGGAUUAUGGGGCGUAUUGGACGUAAUUGGCCAGGACUAUGAAGCGACUGUAUACGCAGUAGACGUGUUUCGGCCCCUCCUGGCAUACAGCAUCGCAUUCUGGUCUCAAUCCCAUCGAAGUCCUUCUCAACACCCCUACGAGUUCGACAGCGCAGUUCGAGUGAUCACAUUACUGAGCAAGUCCCAGAUCCUGCCUGCUCCACUUGCACAUGCUCAUCUGAUGGUGACGGAUCUUUCACCCAAGGACCUGACAAGCAUCCUCGGUAUCUGCUGGGACAUCUUCGCGCUCUACACCAUCCCACCCCCUCCAAAGCCCCUCUCACCGUCCGACAUACCCAACUGGAAACAACACUUGAAAACAGUGCAAGGCAUCGUGAAGCGCCAUGUACACCUGACGGCACCCUACAUGGGCCUGUUUUUCUGAGCGUUAAUGGGAUGUCUUUUUGGGAAGGAUUUUGGUCACCCAUCGAAUUAAAUCCAGAGUAAUCCCAACUGUGACGAAAAUGCCUAGAUUUUGUGUCAAUCAUUGAAGAGUGUCAUAUCAAUGGCAAAAGCACGUACCUCCAAUAAUUCCACAAAGUCUCGUUAAGAAAUGGAGAAAGCCCUGCCGAGACUCUGUAAUCCGUACCAAAAUCGGCUCAAUCUCGUACUUUAUAAAUACACCUACUCAAAUCAUUCAACAACUCUCCCAUAUGCACUAGAAACCAAACAGGUUGCGCUGACCUGGUAACCCUCCUUGCUUAUUAUCCACCGUCAAGGACCGCGUAUAAUCCGUCACGGCAUAUUGACUCGUCAACAGCGCCCGUUUCCCAAACGCUCGAUUUCGGUCAAUGUAGACGGUUGGGACCUGCCGAAAACACGUUAGCGUAUAUGUAUCACCAAAUAAACAAUAUCGUACGUACAAUGGCAAUAAAAUAUUGAAACAUGUCCAUUUCUA
Molecule: messenger RNA, 2637 nt
Organism: Spizellomyces punctatus DAOM BR117
Lineage: Eukaryota; Fungi; Chytridiomycota; Chytridiomycetes; Spizellomycetales; Spizellomycetaceae
Exons: 11
Coding region: 508-2124 (538 amino acids)
Biological process (GO): snRNA 3'-end processing
Cellular component (GO): integrator complex
Source: RefSeq, a predicted model, not a curated record